Messenger RNA from Annulohypoxylon maeteangense, 789 nucleotides. RefSeq lists its product as uncharacterized. Bases 1 to 789 code for a protein of 262 amino acids. Lineage: Eukaryota; Fungi; Ascomycota; Sordariomycetes; Xylariales; Hypoxylaceae. The transcript has a single exon. The record is from RefSeq and is a predicted model, not a curated record.
AUGAGUUCCCGAAACCAAACCUUCAGCACAAUCGGGCGCGAAACCCCCCGCGGCCGCGCCCCCAGCGUCGCCCAAUGGGCCAUGAACAACGCCAGCGGCGGGCGCACCGCCGUCGGCGCACGCAGCCAAGCCGGGCACACCGCCAUCGGCGCGCGCAGUCAAGCUGGACACAGCCAAGCCGGAUACAGCGUAGCCGGACACAGCCAAGCCGGGACUAGCCACGCCGGAUCGCGUGCCCCCUCAACAAUCUAUCCGGGCUCAUCAGUAUCCGGCUCCCACCGGGGCUCCGUGGUCUCCCACCGGGGCUCCGUGGUCUCCCGCCGGGGCUCCGUAGUCUCCCGCCCGCCUACCGUCGCAUCCGGGCCACGAGGACGAUCGGCCUCAGUAGCAGGCGUCCCGAUCGUCGUAACUAACGGGCGCCAGCCCGUCUACGCCUACGACGGGAGCAUGUACUGCUCACCCACGUGCGCGGACGCGGACGGGGCCCUGUUCUCGCCUGACACAGUGCUGGCGGCGCCUUCGCGCGCGGGCUCGUACGCGCCCUCGCAGGUGACCAGUGUCUCGCGCCGGUCGUCUGUGUCCGGCGCUUCGGGGAUGACUGGUACUUCGUACAGAUCGGGGUCGACGAUGACGCCGCGAUCGCGCGCUAUGUCGCGCGCCAUGAUCCCGGGGAGUAACGCUGGCUCUGGGUUCGUUACUGCGAAUGCUCGCCAGGAACACGAUCUCCAUAUCACGGAGGUCCGCAUGCUGCAUAUUCGCGGACAGGGCCCGCUGCCUCGCCGAUUCUAG